Messenger RNA from Pochonia chlamydosporia 170, 462 nucleotides. RefSeq lists its product as hypothetical. Bases 1 to 462 code for a protein of 153 amino acids. Gene Ontology annotation, molecular function: RNA nuclease activity; RNA binding. NCBI's taxonomy places the organism in Eukaryota, Fungi, Ascomycota, Sordariomycetes, Hypocreales, Clavicipitaceae. The record is from RefSeq and is a predicted model, not a curated record. The transcript has 2 exons.
AUGUCUUCUAACUCCGGAGCUGGAUCUGAACCUGCUGGCAAUACGCCGCCUCGACGUACACCUACAGACUCGUCCUACUAUGACUUUCACGGAACACCAUCCGACAGAAGCGGCAACGGCCAGACCUGGAUGUACGCCCGGGACGCUCGAGCACAACAGGCUGGAGCAUCUCCCCAGGCGGCACGUCCAUACCCCAGCUACUUCGGCAACAAGGACCAAACGCCCGUCACUCUUACAACCGCAGCUGAAGCCAUCCCACAUCCAAGCGGGCGCACAACCCAAGGAUGGCUUCACCAACCGCUAAUUCCCAACCAAACGACAAUGUUUAACCCCGGACAAAACAUGCCUGGUGCAGUACGAAGUGUUUAUCCUCCAAGUGACCCUUCGACAUUUGAUGUUAUUUAUCACUCGGGCGUACGCAGAGAGUUCAACAAUGCGACGUAUCACCCGGCCAAUCGAUAG